Molecule: messenger RNA, 4327 nt
Organism: Schistocerca americana (American grasshopper)
Lineage: Eukaryota; Metazoa; Arthropoda; Insecta; Orthoptera; Acrididae
Product: cytochrome P450 9e2-like
Exons: 8
Coding region: 174-1751 (525 amino acids)
Molecular function (GO): oxidoreductase activity, acting on paired donors, with incorporation or reduction of molecular oxygen; monooxygenase activity; heme binding
Source: RefSeq, a predicted model, not a curated record
GUCCUGGGAAGGUUCGGCAGUUCCAGGCACGCCCCGGGGGUGGGAUAGUGAAUGUGCUCUUACAAGUGCGUGGUCUCAUUGUUGCUAGAGUUAUACUGUGCGAUUAAUUUGUAAGGUUUCCUGCAGUUGUCGGGGAACGUGUAGAGGAAAGAACUAGGCAGCAAAUACAGGUCAUGGUCCCGGACUGGUGGACGCUGUGCACCUCGGUGGUGGCGGGCCUGCUGGUGCUCGCCGCUUUCCGCUGGUACCGCUUCCACACGCACUUCGCGCGCCGCGGUCUGCCCUACGCACCGCCGCUUCCCUUCGUCGGAAACAUGCUGGACGUGGUGAUCGGCAGGUGGUCCCUGACUGAUCACGUGAUCGUACUGUACAACAAGUUCCAGAAACAUCGAUAUGCGGGAGUUUACUUCUUCGGAAACCCCCUCGUCAUGGUGAGGGAUCCGGAGAUCCUUCGCACCAUCACCAUCAAGGAUUUUGAUCACUUUACCGACCACCUUGACAUGGCAAAUGUCGACAAGGAAGAUAUUCUGCUGCAAAAGAUGUUAAUCACCUUGAAAGGAAAGGAAUGGCACGACAUGCGGACCACGCUGAGCCCGGCAUUCACUACUACGAAGAUAAAGAAUAUGUUCGUGCUGAUGACAGAGAUUGGACAGCAAAUGAUCAGUUAUCUUUCUGAGAAGACAGCUGAACACAAAGGUUCCAGUGGAAAUGACGUCCUGACACUGGAGAUGAAGGAAUUUUUCACUCGUGUUACCAACGAUGUAAUAGCCACAACAGCAUUUGGUGUCAGGGUGGACUCGCUGUCGGAACCCAACAAUACUUUCUACAGCAUGGGCCGCGCUAUGAGCAAUGUGAAAGCGCUUGUUGCUUUUGGUUACUUUUUCUCGCCGAAGCUCAUGAAGCUGUUGAACAUUCCGUUCUUCGACCGAAGGGCGGAACGGUACUUCAGGUCGGUGGUUGCAGAUACUAUCAAGACGCGAGAUAAAGAGGGAAUCGUCCGUCCAGAUGUUAUCCAACUGCUGAUGCAGGCUAGGAGGGGUGAACUGAAGGCAGAAGAGGACGAGCAGAACGGCACCAGUGCAGGCCGGCGUAUGAAACUCACCGACGAAGACGUGGCGGCGCAGGCGAUGUUUUUCUUCUUCGCUGGCUUCGAGACCGUGGCGAGCGUGCUGACGUUCUGCAGCUACCUGCUGGCGACGAACGAGGAGGUGCAGCGGCGGCUGCAGAGGGAGGUGGACGAGCUGAUGCAGAAGAGCGGGGGGCAGCCCAGCUACGAGCAGGUCACGGGCAGCCAGUACCUCGACAUGGUCGUCUCUGAGACGCUGCGCAUGUACACCCCUGGCUCCGCCUCCGACCGCAAGUGCGUGAAGCCGUACCGCCUGCCCGCCACCGACACCUGUCCGGACGGACUCCAGCUGGAGCCUGGAGACGGCGUCUGGAUCCCCGCACACGCCCUCCACCACGACGAGAAGUACUUCCCUGACCCCGAGCGCUUCGAUCCGGAGCGCUUCAGCCCGGAGAACAAGCACCUCAUCAAGCCCUUCACCUACAUCCCGUUCGGCGUUGGACCUCGUAUUUGCAUUGCCCAGAGGUUCGCACUGCUGGAGUUGAAGGUGAUGCUCAUCUACCUGCUGUCUAAGUUUACUCUCCGCGUGGUCGACAAGACGCCGGUACCUCUGCAGACCAAGCCGAACAGCCUCAUGUUGUCCAUCAAAGGUGGCGCCUGGCUGGGAAUCAGUCCCAGAUCGUGAAGCAUUAAAAAGUGAUUGGAAGAGCCGAAGCUACCUGAUAUAUAUACUCUGUGAUUUGCACUUAAGUAUAACUUAAUUUACCCCCAGGUGCUACUGAAUUACCGAGGUCAGCAUAGACUCUGACUUCCCUGAUGAUAGUGUAUCUUGAUGGCAUGGACUCCGCAAAAUGGGAAAGCUUGCAGCAGAGAACGUAGAUCGUGCCAUUGAGGUUACUGGUGUCUCAGAUUACGCUUUUUCAAGUCUGUAGAGUGUGAGACAUCAAUUGCGUGGCGUCCUACGAUUUAAUACGUUCUAUUCCUGAGGGGUAGGGGGAUGAGCUUGUGGCAGACAUCAUCUACCAACAGGUCUGUGCAUAAUUUAUGUGUUACGGUCGCUAUCACAUGAGCUACGAGUUCCAAUACUUCCAACACACCACACCCAGUGCAAAUGGAACCAGUUCACACUAACUCAGCAACUUUUAGCUACUCAGCAACCGGACUCCACAAAUUUUCCAAAACCGGCCAUACAGCAAGUACACGAACUUCGCAACCAGCAGCAGCUUUUCGACUUUCUCUUGGCCACUCCUCGAACCACAUUAGUGAGACAUGUUGUGGGUAUGUAACAACGUUAAGCGAAAAAAUAAUAUUACAUUAUCAUUACAAAAUUGACAAGAAGCCACUUUAUUGCCAUGAAUAUCCCAAACAGCAGAAGGAAGUUGAAAAAGCUUUCAAAGGAAGUAACUUGUACAAAGUGUUCCACUAUUAUGGGUACAAACGACAGGGAUCCGUAGAGGGCUAUGAUAUCAGUAAAUAAUUCCAAUAAAUAUAGGUCCAGAAACCAACUGUUUCCUCAGUACAACAUAUACGACCGAGUACAUGAAUAUCUUACAACUGAGUCCCUCAGGAUUCAAGCAGCAGAUACAUACACGAGGGCAAACACAUUGCAGCUGUUUGGCAUGGCCACCGUUCGAGUGAAAACAAGCUUGAGCACGUCUCCUCAUCGACGCCCAUACACGUUAAUAGAUCACAGUCAUGUCCAGAAUACUUUGACAACCAUCCCCCAGCUCAUAGACACUAACAGCAGGGCUAAAAUACACCAGAGCUUUUAAAUAUAACCACACAAAAAUGUAGACGUAGCCUUAGAUGUUAACAGUGUUGUAACAUUGAGAUGACUGCACUUGUACAACAUUGUAUCGGGAAAGAAUUGGUAUCUGGACCUGUAUUUACUAGGAUUAUUUGCUUGUUUCAUUCUUCUCCAUGCGUCCCUUUGGUUUAUACCUACAACAGUGAAACACCUUGUAUGACAACUAGCUUCAAGUACAGUAAUGAGAAUAUAUUCUGGAGGUAUGUUUAAGCUAAGGAUAGCAUUUAAAUUAUGUGAGAGCCAUAUUUCAGUUUGCACAGUCUGCCAUUUCGUCAUUGCAGAGGUUUCUUUUUCUGAAUGAAUACUUGUCUUUCUUUGAUAUGGCAUGGGACCGGAGCCGACAAAAUUUAGUGUACUGUAGGAGUCUCUUUGUACUUUUCUCAAAUUACUCACAAAAAUCUAUGUGUUAGAGUGAAGUGAUUCAAGCGAAGAGUUAAAACGAGAAUGAAAACUCUCUCUGUACUUCUCAAAAGUGCAGAAGACUCGUCUGCCCGAAAACAUAAACGCGCUCUUCUACCUGAAGAACAAGGUACGCGAUUCGGGUAUGGGGUUAAGGGAUCCUCCCUUGAGCUUUUAUGAAUUGCGGAGUGCGCACAAUACAGCUAGAACUCCGGCGACACACAAUUGGUUUUCCACGUUCUGUUUACUGCUGUCGACAAGUGGCAACUGUGGCGCGUGGUUAACGUAGCUACUAUUGGGGAACGGUGGCGGACGUAGUUCGUGGAGAGGAGAUGAUGAUGCGUAGUAGAGGUUCACAUAUGUUGUUGCCGUGGAACAAAGACUCUUCGGCUGGUGUGUGGUACAGCAACUGCUCCACUUGCUGUUAACGACUUUAUGUAGCCUACGAAGACUUCUGACAGUUACGCGUUACAAUAACAGAUGAGACUGUGGUGGUGGAUUUAUCCGAGUCCAAGUGUUUGCGGCGGUAGCCUUUUGAUAUGAGGGCACAUGAAAUGCGAUUGCUUGAACGAUAUUGGGAACAGAGAAUACGUGCCCGUGGCUAUCAGAGGAAGAAGUGCCACAGUUCACUAUCGUAAAACGUAUUAAAGUAGAUUUGUAAAGACUACUGAGUUUCUCAAAAUGCACAUUCUCCCAUGGCAUUAUCUUGUGCCGCCUCUAUACGGGAAAUGACAACGUUGCAGUGAUCCAACACACAAUGCUACUUCCUACUGCCCUCCCAGCGUUUAAAGCUGAAAAUAGGGAGAACCAUAAGUAACAAGCUUCUUUAUCCCGCCCAACACUCGAGCAUUUGAUUUGUUGUUGUGAAACGAGUCAGAGUGUAGUUUAAGUUAACGCUGCUCUAAGGACAGAUUGACUUAAAAGCAUUAUUUGUUGUAAUAAAUUAUUUUUCUAACAAUGUCUCAAUGACAGCUGAUUUAAUGUGUGUGUUACAGCUAUGAUGAAAUGUAUUGUAUUCUAUUAUUUAUCAAUAAAAUACACAUUGUUUUACACCA